Molecule: messenger RNA, 306 nt
Organism: Bacidia gigantensis
Lineage: Eukaryota; Fungi; Ascomycota; Lecanoromycetes; Lecanorales; Ramalinaceae
Exons: 2
Coding region: 1-306 (101 amino acids)
Source: RefSeq, a predicted model, not a curated record
AUGACUCUAAUGCAUCACUGCGCUACUAUCUCCUUACACUCGUCGUAUGAGGCAGAAGAGGAGCAAGUCGUGACCACUGCCACCGCGCCGAUCGCCCCCGACAAUAUCACAUCGCAGCCGGACGCUACUUCCACGGACGAUUCGGCAACAGAGAGCCUUGCCAAUGCCCUUGUGAAUGUCGAUACUACAUCGGAGCCUAAGGGUGAUAGUAGUACCGCAGCUCUUGCUCUAGGUCUUGUACCGACCACUACAUUACCGACGUAUGGUCCGCCUGGAUCCGAUUCGGAGUUUCGAAUCCAAGGAUAG